UGGUAACACACCCAGUUGUUUCUUCACGCCCAGCCAGCGCUGACGGGCACCCUGCGACUCCUCACUGUGAGACUGUACGUGGGGGAUUGCAUUAGAAGGAAAUCAGCAGCUCAGAGUUGUUAGUUUCACCUACCGAAACUCGUUUUCUUAUUGAUACAGCUAAACGCUCAUUUGUGCGCAAACUUGGAUAGUACGCUUGGAUACUUGUCGCCAUGGGAGGAAGACGCAAAGAUGCAUCAGGAUAUGACGAGGACUACACCUUUGUCAGUCCAGUUGUCAAAUAUCUACUCUUCAUAUUUAAUUUAAUAUUUUGGAUAAUCUCCCUGGUGAUGGUGUCAAUCGGCGUGUACGCCCGCAUGAUGAAACAUGCAGAGGCAGCUCUGGCGUGUCUGUCAGUGGACCCUGCUGUAAUGCUGAUGGUCGUGGGGGUCCUCAUGUUCAUCAUCACCUUCUGUGGUUGUGUGGGCUCCCUGCGAGAAAACAUCUGCCUUCUGCAGACAUUCUGUAUCUGUCUGACAGUGAUCUUCCUGCUCCAGUUGGCUGCUGGGAUCCUGGGCUUCAUCUUCUCUGAUAAGGCUCGGACUAAAGUGACUGAGAUGAUCAGUGAUGCCAUCAUCCACUACAGAGAAGACAUUGAUCUGCAAAACCUCAUUGACUUUGGUCAGAAAGAGUUUGGCUGCUGUGGUGGUGUGACGUACACUGACUGGUCCCAGAACAUGUAUUUCAACUGCAAAGAGGACAACCCCAGCAGAGAACGCUGCUCUGUCCCCUUCUCCUGCUGCAUCCCAACCAAAGACAAGGAGGUUAUCAACACCAUGUGUGGACAAGGCAUGCAGGAUUUAGAGUACAUUAAAGCUGGAGAGUACAUCCACACCAAUGGCUGCAUAGACAAACUGGUGAACUGGAUCCACAGUAACAUGUUCCUACUGGGAGGCGUCGCCCUGGGACUGGCAAUACCACAGCUGGUUGGCAUCCUCUUGUCUCAGAUUUUGAUCAACCAGAUCAAAGACCAGAUCGAGCUCCAGAACUACAACCUUAAGCACCGCUCUGACCCUUGGAGCUGACCCAGGCCGGAUUAGACUGGAUUCUGAUGAACAGCAACAAAAACAUGGUGACACCAGCCAGUGUCUUUGCCAGUUCUGUGAAAAUAACAUUUGUCAUCUUUGCCUGGAUUGAGCAUUCAGUAUCAUUGCUCUUGGACUUAAAAACACAAGAUUCGUGUUAAGCGAGCGCGUGGACAAACCAUUAAUGUGCUUUCAAAUACUUGGCAUGGAGGUGGAAGUCAGGACCACACAAAGGAAGCAGAUGGGGGAAUAGGACUCUGUCGCCGCCUACUGGACAUAGACCAUGUUUGAACUGACUAUAUACAGUAGUUAGUACCAAAGCAGAGGCAGAGGGGUUGUUUGGUGCUCACGGUCACAUGGAAAGGAUCAUUGACCUUCACUUCAAAACUGCCAUCAGUAUAUCAAUUUUUUUUGUCAACUAUAUCUACGAUGUUGCAAAUGUUAACUAACUGAAAAAGGAAUUGCAUUUUUGAAUGUAUAAUAAUAAUUUUGUAGACUUUAUAGAAAUAAAAGAAUGUAAGACAGAAAGUCUUAUACAUGCUCAGUAAUGUUGCAUAUUGCUAUGUGAUGCGUUGGACAUGUAUUAAUGGGUACCCUAAUACAUAUAUAUGUUUUUAGUUAAAAUCCCUGCGUCAAAUAGGAAAUUCAUUCUACUUGAUACAUUCCUAAAGAUAAAGCAUCAGUUGCGAUGUAGUUUUGUAUACUUUCACAAGCUUAUGUUAAAAGUAAAGUAUUAAAGAGCCCAAGGAAUGCUUUGUACCCCUGUUACAUAAAAGGAACAGUAUAACAGUAUAAUAAAGCUUGUUUACA
Messenger RNA from Morone saxatilis (striped sea-bass), 1874 nucleotides. RefSeq names its product tetraspanin 33a (gene tspan33a). The transcript has 8 exons. Lineage: Eukaryota; Metazoa; Chordata; Actinopteri; Moronidae. Gene Ontology annotation, cellular component: membrane. The record is from RefSeq and is a predicted model, not a curated record. Bases 213 to 1064 code for a protein of 283 amino acids.